AUGCGAGAUGUGGCAGAUCUCAGCGGUCGUGAUGGUGACUUAGUCUUAUUAGAAUACUCCGAAGAGCAUCCACCAUUACUCUGCCAGCCCGGUAUGGCCUCGAAAAUUAAGAACUACUAUAAAAAGAAGCCCGGAAAAGAUGUUGAUCCUGACUUCGAGUUUGGUGAUAUGGCAUACCUUCAUACCGUUCCGUUUCUCGGUCAGCUGCAACCUGGACAGGCGAUGCAGUCAAUUGAGAAUAACUUGUUCCGAGCGCCUAUUUAUCGCCAUGCACCUCAGCAUACUGACUAUCUUCUUAUACGGAAUCGUAAUGGAUGGUUCAUUAGACCGUGCCCUCCCCCUUUCUUGGUAGGACAACAGUGUCCUCUGUACGAAGUACCUAGUCCAAACUCCAAAAGAGCUACGAUAUUCGUUCGAGAUUUUCUACUGGCAUUUAUCUAUCGGCUCUUUUGGGCUAGUGAACAUCGGCCUCGUCGGUUGAAAAUGGAUGACAUCAAAGCUGCGUUUCCUCACUACGCAGAGAGUAGUGUGCGGAAACGCUUGAAGCAAUGCUCCGAUUUCAAGCGCUUAGGAACUGGGCCGGACCAAAAUUACUGGGUGCUGCGGCCGGAAUUCCGUCUGCCAAGCAAGGAAGAGGUGCUGGCGAUGGUUACACCUGAAAUGUGCUGUGCCCAGUACAGUAUGCUUGCUGCGGAACAGAGGCUGAAGGACGCGGGUUAUGGAGAGAAGUACUUCUUCACUCCAGAAAAUGAAGAUGAUUCCGACGACCAAGUGACGAUCGAGGACGAGAUAAAAUGCGCUCCAUGGAACACAACGAGAGCUUUUCUAUCAUCCAUGCGUGGGAAAUGUCUUCUGGAUCAAACAGGAAUCGCUGAUCCAACGGGGUGUGGACAAGGAUUCAGUUAUGUGCGAGUAUCUCAAAAACCUCAAAAAGAUGAUACGCCUGCGAUGCCAAAACGUCUUGUUACGGGUACAAAUGCAGAUCUCAGGAAAUUACCCCUCAAAGAAGCAAAAGAAAUUUGUCGAGAUUAUGGUGUACGAGAGGAGGAGAUUAAUGCGCUUUCUCGAUGGGAAAUUAUAGAUGUCAUUAGAACACUGUCAACGCAGGCUGCAAAGGCAAAAGCGGACUCGUCGGGAGAUCAUGGAAAUGUUUCUGGCAUGGCGCGAUUUGCUCGAGGAAAUAUUCGCUUCAACUUUGCUGAUAUGCAAGAGAAGUACAAAAAGCACUGCCAGCACAUUUUUGACCUUCAGAACCAAACUCUCGCGAAUCCAGAAGCGUUAUCGACAGAUGAGGGAAGCUCUGGUGAAGACUCCGAUAAUGAAGAGUUAGCAACUAGGCUUGAGACUAUGCUACAGGCAAAUAAAGGCAAGAAGCACAUAUCAAUGUCGGAGCGAGCUCGAAUGGAGUUUGAAAAUGAGGAAAAAGAGCGGCAGGAUCUGAAGCGGAUGGUUCAUGGUGAUGCAACAAAUAAAACUGAGAAAGAUAAGAAAGAGGCAACUGCGGAAGAGAAGAAAAAUGUCUCGAAAAUUGGCGAAGAUUUGGCUGCAUCGGCGUCUAAAAUAUCUGGCAUCACAGCUAACCAAAAACUGAAAAUCUACCGAACGAUGAAGAAUCCGGACGGCACGGAAUCGACACGAGUGGAGGUGGUUACCCGGCCGCAACUUAUCGAAGCCUACACUCGAAUUCGAAUGACAAAGGAUGAGAAUUUCAUUGAGGUGUACGCUCAGAUGGAUGAACAGUUCAAGGAGGAAAGAAGAAAACAGAAGCGUCGUCUCCAAGAUCAGUUGCGGCGGAUUCGAAGAAACGAGGAAAAAGGAAAGACUGGGCAUCCGCAACAGCGAGUUGUCGAGAAGAAGCCGAUCCCGAUCAAGCCAAACUUGCAAAAAAUGCGCUGUUCCGCUUGUCAUGGUACGGGUCAUAUGAAGACCAACAAGAAUUGUCCGUUGUAUGGCAAGGAUCCUUUGAAGACUCCUGGAAAGGAAACAGUGGUGUGUUUGAGAUUUAGGCUUCGAUAA
This is a messenger RNA of Cooperia oncophora, 2016 nucleotides long. The record is from the annotation of a GenBank genome assembly. Lineage: Eukaryota; Metazoa; Nematoda; Chromadorea; Rhabditida; Trichostrongylidae.